Molecule: messenger RNA, 6828 nt
Organism: Ornithodoros turicata
Lineage: Eukaryota; Metazoa; Arthropoda; Arachnida; Ixodida; Argasidae
Exons: 13
Coding region: 20-1663 (547 amino acids)
Molecular function (GO): protein binding
Source: RefSeq, a predicted model, not a curated record
UGCAUACACCGUGGUCGUCAUGUUAAUACUUCAACGUUCACGUGUCAAGUUUCUCAGGGAAACGAAGAACAUGAUAAGGUCUUCCCCGUCGCUGUGGACCGUGGUGUUGUUCGCCAUUACGAUGUGGGCUCGGACUGCGCAAGCUCAAGAUGGAAACGUGGAUCCACAAUGCCUUCCAACGCAGUUAAGAUAUGCAAGAAUCGAUCUUCGACCUACAAGGGUUACAGUUAGCUGGCAACCUUUCCGGCCCCUGCCUCCUUGUGUCACGAACGGCGCCCGGUACACUAUCCACAUCGCUUGGAUCCCUGAGCAUGGACGAGCACAAGAACAGCAAAUUCCCGUGCACAGGGACAAGUUCGACGUCACCGGUCUCUCGCCGUAUGAAAGAGUUGACAUAAAUGUGUCACUGCAUUACAAGGACAAGAACGGCAACGAGCAUUCUGGGAACGUUACCGAUUUCCAAACCGGCGCAGCUGUUGCAGCACCUACAGCGCCAACGAACUUGAGGGUGACUGAAAUCAGAGAGGAUGGCACGAUGUUGGAAUGGGAACCGCCAGAAACACCGAACGGUCCGCUCGACGGAUACGAGUAUCAGGUCUGCAAAGUCAAGUCGUGCGACGAUAGACCGUAUAUCAAGUGCGCUGGUUCUUCCGAGACACGGAAGCUUGAAUUCCUUGCCCGGGACUUAGAACCUCUUCAGUUUUACUGGGUGUGGGUAGUAGCCUUCAACCAGGACUACAUAGCGAGGAAGAAACUCGAUGGGGGCUACGCGUCUGUGUGCUUCAAGGCAGCGCCUCACGCAUUGCAUUCUGUAAGAAACUUUGAGGCGAACUGUGCAAGCGCAAGCACCAUUGACUUGACCUGGAAACUGCCGCUUGAUGCGAAAGACAUCCCUCAAGCCUAUCGGCUGGAAGUCAUUCGAAGGACGGAAAGGGGCCACGAAAAGGAAUCCCAUGAAGUAGACAUCAAAGCUUCGUGCCGUGGAGAAGACUGCGCAUAUUCCUUGCGGGGACUCAAAGGAGGAGUGGACUACAACGUCGAAAUUUACCCUCACUACAAGGAUGUUGGCCCGUUUGGGGCAAGCAUUGGUUUCGCAGGAUGCAUAGUCCGACCUCCUCCACCAACCAAGGAAAUCAAGUUAGUCAAUGACCAUACGCUAAAUACGACUGAGCAAGCUUUUGAAGUGCCUUUGGAUAUGUUCGGUGAUAGUAUCACGAUUGCCAAUCAGACUGUGUGGAUUGUUGCUCAGGACACAGAAAUUGAGCAUUGUGGGAAAGUUAUUGCUUGGGAGGAGGCGUACCCGCAGGACCCCAUUAAGUGCUACGUUGUGAUACCUCUACGAGAAGAUGAUUCGCCUUUUUGUGAAACGAGAGACAAUGUCGCACGAUGUGUUCUUGGUAGACCAGACUCAGAAGACUGCUGGUUCUACCACUGUAACGGGCCACUGAGAGUUGGUGUCAAGUAUGGGUUAAAGAUAAGGCUACAGUACGGUCCUCACGCCUAUGUCGACUCCAAGCCUGCAUUCUUCAUUGCUGGGACUCCGAUAUCGGGAUUCGAUGACAGCACGAACGGCAAGAUCCUUCUGAUCGAUCCUUCACCGAUCCUUCUGAUCGGUGCGGUCAUCAUGGCAACACUCAUGCGAAGCACAGACCACGCCAUCUAGGCUAAACAAUGGAGCAAACCCGGAAUCAAGUGACGAUUUAGAGAAUAUGGAAGUACCUGCUUCAACCAUCAAAUAUUUUGACAAGACCUACUCAAUGACAUGUGGGAAGUCAUUGAGAACAAUUAUUAUAGAAGAACGCGGAAGGAUCAUGAUUCGAGCCUCGCAUCGUCGUGCCUUCAUCUCGAUAAGAAGAACCUGAUUGUGGGAGAGAGGCUAAACAUAUUUCGAUGAGCACCUUGGGAGAUGUAUAGGGGUCAAGCAAUCUCUGAACUCAGUUCUCACUUUGGCCGUCGUUGUAGACUUGUCUCUCAGGGAGUCUUCGUUGCCGCAAGUUUUGUUCUUUUGUUUUCAUUGAUAAUCGUAUCGUAGAAUGGAUUCCCGUAGAAUGGACCAUACAGCUCACUAAUGAUUUCAUUUAAAAUUACUGUCAGAAAUACUCGAAAAUAAAAGAACAAUACAGUGAUUUAGGAAACAUUUCUUUCGCUGUCUUACGGAAACAAAACAGCCAGUACAAUAUGAUUCGUAAAAAAGACCACUCUGCUCUUCCAUUCCUAGAAAUAUGGAUUUGCUACACAUUUAAUGCACAGCACUCAGAAUCCAACACUGAAGCUUUCUAAGAAUAAUAUGUAAAAGCUUUCGCGUGGUGGACAACGCUUCAUCAGCUACAAGAGAAAUAGUACGCCCACGCAAGUAUUCGUAUAGUAUUCGCGAUUCCAAUGAACUACAGGUGGCGCCCCCGAACAUCCAAGAUGGCGGACGAAAGGAGGUCCCUCGCGCGGAGCGAGCGUAGUGAAUGCGGUGUCGGCCGGAUUGUGUCCAUCUCUUUCUGCUUUUAAUAGUCACAAAUUCACAUGUUUCAUGAAAACGGAAUUAAUUUUGUCUGCUGGUCAUUUCAUACUGUGCUGUUCAACACAGAGUAGGCAAAAUGUUUCCGUCGUCGGAGUUCGUUUACAUCCGUCGUGCGUAGAGCGAACAAAAGAGGCAAUAAAGCAAACCAGAGAUUAGUUGCUAGAAGAGUGACAUAGCACGUUUUUUUUUGAUUGCGUGUUAGCACCGCGAAGCAACUGUGGCUAUGAGCGGCGUACAGAUGUGGACAGACGGAGAGAGGACAGCAGGAAGGAGUGGGGGACAGGGGGAUUAGUAUGCGUCCUGGGCCGACUUCAGGGGGAACUGUGCCGACAUUCGUCUGGAAAGUUUUCGGAAAACCCAGGGAAAACCUCAGACAGCACAGCCGGCGGUAGGAUUCGAACCCACCACCUCCCAGUCUACAGACAUAGCAUGUGUUUUGGAAUGUGGAUUAGUAACCUGCAAGGGGGGGGGGGGAGGGCAAUACAAUGUUUCUCCUCCUCAAGGUUUCUCCUCCGGUAGUCUCUAGUAUUUACAUGUGAUUGUCGCAGGGGAACAACACCUCCGUUGGAAGUGUAUAGUGUCUCUAUGAAUUAUAUACUUUUUGUCUAAACUUUGUGAAGUAAUCAUAAAAAAUUGUAAUCCACAAGUUAACGUUCACAUGGGCAUAUGCUACGGCCCAAGAGAACACUUCUUUCUUUGGAGUGGCGAUGACAAAACGACUCAUAUGAGGUGCUCAUAUGACGUUAGCUCUGACCCUGAUGUUUUCAGAACUCUGUGACUGUAUGCCAAAAGCAUACGUGAACAACACUUAUAAUGAAAACCCUUGGCAUACACGAGUAUAUCUGACCCCUUGUAUUGACUUAACACCAUACAUGUGUAACUAUUUAACGUGUCAUAUGCUGCGUGGCAAGCAUCCGAGUGGUGCAAGAGAUGCUUUGGCAAAGUGAGGUAUUCGUUUUCUACACUCAUCUUGGUAUUUACAUACAACUUGGUGCGGUAUUUUUAUCUUUGCCACUCGUUCGUUGAUACGUGUGCGGCACCAGAUCGAAGCUUGCUCUCCUAGAGAACAUCCAUAGUGGAUGCUUGCCUACGCCGCAUUAGUACGGUGAUAUUGUUUACUUUGCCUGAUAUCUGAAAAUGUAUACAUGUCAACACGACAAAGAAAUGCAGGUUCCUCGUUCUGUGUUAUUAAGAUUAAUAUGAAGAUAAAAUCGUGGUGACAGAGUUGAUCAGGAAAUUGGUAGGAUGCGUUGAUACAUGUGACUUCUGUUCCGUUCUUCUUGAUUAGAAAACUAUAUUAAAAGAAAGCAUGGGCCAUUUCCAACAUACUGAGAAUAAAUUAGUAGUGCACAAUUCUUCUUUUGGAUUUCGAUGCAUUCUUUGUUGCCAGCAUUCUGUCUAUACGCAAGAGAAACCUGUACCGCCGUACAGCUUCCCUGUCCAGACGAGCACUCGGGCCUCCGCUCGCAGCUUUUCGAAAUCUCCGCCAUGUGGCCACUGCUUCGCUGGAAUCGCGUAUGCAGUUUAAAAUAUGGCACGUGGGCACAAAUCGGAAAACGGGUGAUACACACUGAAAGAAUACAGUGCCGAAAAAUGCAAUUCGUACCCCCCUUUUCUGAUUUUAUUUUGUGUCCAUGUGCCACAUUAAAAACUGUAUACAUAGUUGUAUGAGCGUACUAUUGCUUUGUGCCUCAUGAAGCGUGGUCCGCUACGCGAAAGCUUGUCGGGUUGACGCUGAUAUAAACCGGUUAAAACAAAAACGUUCACAAAUAAAUACCUUGAAAAUCCAACUUCCAAAAUAAACUUUCAAAAAUAAAUCGUGUACAUGUCCACGGGCGUCCAAAUAAACUCGACAAAAUACACGUUUGAAAUAGACCUUUUGAAAUCUACGCUCUCUCAUUGGGGAACAGCGGCAACGUUCGCGUCGGAAAAAAAAGUACGGUCUUUGAUCUUCGUACAGAGCAUUCAUCUGCGAAAGAUUUUGCUAUUCGGAAGUGGGUUGUCCGCGAAUCCUUCAUGACUGUGCUGCGUAUAUUUCUUUUGCUUUAUCUUGUUUUUGCAGGAAAUGCCGUUGUGUGGUGGCGUCGUCCGGUUCAUGUUUAUGCAUGUUCAAUAAUAGUUAUCAACUCCAUGUCUGGGUAUAAUUCGCAGCGCAGCGUCUUCCUUUAUCAUGUGGCGUGUGUGUCUGUGUUUCGGUGACAUGAACAAUUUAUCCGCUGCACUGUUACUCUGCAAGUCUCUUGGCGACGUACUUCGUACAUUCGGGUUUCCCUUGCGCGAAAUGGUUGCCAGUCGCUACGAUCUACAUUCUGAAUGAAUUGCCCAGUUCACAAAUGAACGCAAGAACAUACGUGUAUGACCACCAUGGUUAUGACUGUAUUCAUACGCGUCGUCCUCAGCACUUUCAAACUCGAAACUUUGAUUUCCUCAGCUGUUAUUGGAAGAAACAUGCUUAAUUACGCUACAAGUAUGAAUACGAAACGUUAAUAUAACGAGUUUCUUUGACGAGCUGAUAGUUUCGUUCAUAAGCUGACGUACAGCUGAGAAUAAGCCUAACUAUGAUUUAUUUUGACGCUGUGGAUUUUCAACAGUGUGGGUUCUUAGCUGAUUUAUUUCACCUGAUGGAUUUUGACGCGUAGAAUUUUAAGCUUGAAUUUUGCAAUGUUUGGAUUCUACGCGUUUAUUUCAGCAUGCAUCCAGCUUGUCAGUGUUGGAUUUUUUUUUAGUGUUGUGCAUUUAAUCUCGAACUUGACCGUUAGUAUAAACUUCAGUUUGGUGUUGUCCGUGUCAUAUAUUCAGUCAUUUGUUAUAACUGCGCCGGACUUGUUAUGUGUUAAGGGAUCAAUGUUUUAAGCACCUUACGAGAUUAGGUUGACGCAUUAAUGUCAGAGAAGCCCUUCCUCCUUCCUCCCUCCGCAUCCGUCCGCGGCGUCGCCAGUUGCAACGGAUGAACCGUGCUCUUCCCUAAGAGAUACGGUCGACAGUGUUCUUUAGAGAGAGAGAGAGAGAGAGAGAAUAAAAAGAAUAAUGUUGGAUUGGCGAACGGAACUAGCUUCUGAUACUUGUAGUCUGGAGAAAUAUACUCCAUGAGAAACAAUAAAUUAGAGAGCUGACCAAAGGUCGCGCAAAUCGGGACAGACAAAACCAGAAUAGAGAAGUACCAACAAGUUAGUAAAGCUAACAAGUAGUAAUGCAGGACGUCAAAUAAAAAUAAUAAUAUAGAUAAAAGUAACGAAAUACAAAUAACUAGAAAGCAAAUAUGAGGGCUUCAUCUCGAGAGUAGAAAGCUGGUACGGUACUUGCGGUGGCAACAGGUCGACAGUUUACGGGUUCUCUCGUGCCUCUAUAGCGUUCUCCUCACACACAGUAUUUCAUUUCUGAGUUUUCGAUAUAGGAAUUCUUUUUGUGAGAAGCAGCCUUAGACAAGCACAUUGCAUGAUGAAGACCAUGGAAAAACACGUCCUGAAUCUCGCAGAUCAUCGUAUGUCGCGUUUCCGGGAAGGCUAUCAAGUAUCACUUGUUAACUAUUUUAUGUUCACUUAUUCACUAUCAAGUAUCACUAUUUCACACUCUCCAGCUUAAUUCACUAUUAGGGUGCGUCACAUUUCGGUUCACAAUUACCAGAAACAAUCUUCCCAUGACUCUCUGCCGUGACAGAUGCACAGAGGAUUAUACAGGGUGUUCAAAAUUAAGCUUUACACUAGCACUUUAUAAAUAGGCGAAGAAAAGAAAACUGGUGAUAUUUUUCUGUUCCUUGAGUAAGAAACAGGUGCUACAUAAUUAGCAGUACCUGUUUCUUACACAAGUAGCGUAAAGUUAUCAUCCGGUCUCCUGUCAUCGCUGUGUUUGCGUAGCGCUCGUGAAAGCUUAAUUUUGAACAGCCUGAAUAGAUAAUAUAUUGUUUAGAUGAUUAUAUGCUGGAGUUGGUCCUUGUUGUACAGUCGUUUUAUUCAUUAUUCAAGGCACAGGUAGUGUGCUGUUUCGCUUGCAUGAGACGUGCGUCGACACCAUGUGCCUCUACAAAUAUACAGUUUACCAAAGGGUGUACUGCCGAAGCCUGUUUGUUGUCGCAUGCGAUGGUGCUUCUGUGAUUUAUUGAUUAUUGCUCUGUCCGAAUAUAUUGCUCUCUAUACAUAUUGCUAUAUUGUAUAUUGCUCCGAAUUAUUGCUCUAGGAUGUGGUUCACGCUUUGGACUGCAAUAAACAAUACAGAGAGUCAGGUGAUUUGAAUGUGGCUGAUGUAGGAUUGGGAUGGUAAAUGUCCGAAGUGCGGUGUCAAGUCCGAAGUGCGUACGAAUAAAAGAGGUCGUUAUUUGC